AUGGACGACAAAGAGCUGGAUUUAAUUUAUAAUCAACAGUUGCAUGAUCAGCUCGCUCAUCAAACGGCUCAAGCGGUUUCGCGACUCGUGGAAAUGUAUCCUGAGGAGUUUGGACUUGAGAAUCUUAUACCAAUACCACAACGACCCAUGCACUGGUCUUUGAUAUGGCGCCAGCAGCUUUCUUAUAAAGUGCUUGCUACGCGCUAUGGAUAUGAACAAAUCAUGGCUUCGGUUAACCCGCGUGCACGAAAAGCGAUUGCUCAAAUCUAUUUGGAAGAGCUUGAUCAAUAUAUGCAGUGGUUUCCAUGGUCAUGGUUUUCCAAUAUGCAAUUUAUUGGUGCCGGUGGAUUUUCGGCCGUUUACGCAGUAAUGAUGACUCCCUCGUACGAUCCACAACCGUUGCGCAUGGCAUUAAAAAUCGUCGAUGAUAAGUUACUGAACGAGAUUUCCGUGCAAUCCAAAGCUUUUCUACCUCUCUUAUUUCAAGGAUUAACAGUAUGCGAGAGUACGGGCGAUCUGAUGAUGGUGAUGAAGCUCAGCAAUGAUGGCAAUUUGGAGGACCAUAUGCAGCAACUUCCGUUAGGCGACUUGGAUUUGAAAACGAUUGUGGGAACUAUUUUGCGCUUGGCAGCCAAUUUAGCCGAUCUUCACAAGGCCGGCAUGUGCCAUCGCAAUGUCCAUCCACGCAACAUUAUCUGUACCGACAGCGAUUACUUCUUGGUAGACUACCGCUUUUCGACCCCCUCACUUGAAUCGAGCAGUGUCACCACAUUGACGAAAGCUGUCUAUGGAAGAUUGCCCUAUGUGGCGCCUGAGGUGCGCCAGGGUGUUUAUACCGAAAAGUCGGAUAUAUACAGUCUUGGUGUCAUUAUCUGGCAGCUUGUCAGCAAAGUGAUUUUCCCAUCGCCCGAUGUGUUGCUGGAUGGAAGUCAUGAUCCCAACAGCCUAGUGUAUAUCAUCGAGCCAGUACCGGGACUGCCCGAGUGGUACCAAAAGCUGUAUAUAGCUUGUCUGGAACCACGGCCAGAAAAUCGACCAGACGCCCUGGAGAUUUGUCAGGCGCUUCAGCCGAUUCACGACAGCCUGGAAUAUUCGGUGCCGCUAAACCCCCUUGUUACAAAAUACAUUGUUGCACGACGAGCUGAUGUGGCAGAUCACUUGCGAACCUAUGCGAAAAUCAAAGGCAUCGUUUCUGCAUCGACCACUCGACUGUAUACCUUGACGAACCUCCCUUCUACCAGCCACUUUAUUUCUCUGCCUUUCACACAAAAACCUUUCUCUGAAAUUUGGGGCACCCUGGAAACGGUCGAAGAAAAUCCGCAUGCUCCUUAUAUCAAGCCCGAACCUUCGGCUUCGGGAUCUAAUAGCUCCACAAUUCCCCCCAAUGCAAGCACCAUCUGA
Molecule: messenger RNA, 1401 nt
Organism: Radiomyces spectabilis
Lineage: Eukaryota; Fungi; Mucoromycota; Mucoromycetes; Mucorales; Radiomycetaceae
Product: kinase-like domain-containing protein
Exons: 3
Coding region: 1-1401 (466 amino acids)
Biological process (GO): protein phosphorylation
Molecular function (GO): protein kinase activity; ATP binding
Source: RefSeq, a predicted model, not a curated record